Messenger RNA from Oryzias melastigma (Indian medaka), 4599 nucleotides. RefSeq names its product SPARC related modular calcium binding 1 (gene smoc1). The transcript has 15 exons. Gene Ontology annotation, molecular function: heparin binding; protein binding; extracellular matrix binding. Gene Ontology annotation, cellular component: basement membrane. NCBI's taxonomy places the organism in Eukaryota, Metazoa, Chordata, Actinopteri, Beloniformes, Adrianichthyidae. The coding region runs from base 270 to 1781 and encodes 503 amino acids. Gene Ontology annotation, biological process: extracellular matrix organization. The record is from RefSeq and is a predicted model, not a curated record.
CGCGGUUCCCGCCUCCUCCUUAAAUCCAGCUGCAAUGGACUCGGCGCGGAUUCGACCCUCGGGAGCUCCCGUGAGCAGCAGUCCGGCCCGCCGCGGAUAAACCCCCCAGGACGGUUACCGGCGCGCGGUCCCGCCAUGUGAACCGGAAGCGCGGGAGUUUCUGCCUCACUCUGGGAGCUGCUUUCGUCCCGACUCGACGCCUCGGACCUGUUGGAGGGCUCUUCGCACCUGCUCCCGCCUGACCUGCGCGCCCCCGCCCGCCCUCAGUGAUGUUAGUGUCACGCGCGGCGCUUCUCACCUUCUCCUGCUGGUUGGCGCCUCACUUCCUCUGUUACCUGCCUCAGGUGUCCGCGCAGAAGUCCAGCUCGCGGUGGCUCAUCGGGGACAGAGACGGUCACUGUGGGGUCAUCUGCUCCCGGACGCAGGGGAAGCCGGUCUGCGGGUCCGAUGGGCGGAGCUACGAGACGGGCUGCGAGCUGCAGAGGGCGCGCUGCAAAGACAAGACCCUCACGCUGGCCCAUCGAGGUCGCUGUCGAGGUCGGAGCAAACCGAAAGCGGAGCUGCUGCCGUUGGCUCCAGCGGCCACGUCCACGUCUGAAACCAGAAACCAGGAGCUCAAAGAUGUGAGCCAGUCCAAGUGCCGCACUGAGAGGAGUCAGGCUCUGGAGCAGACCAGGAGGCCUCAGGAGUUCAUCCCAGAAUGCAACGAGGACGGAUCCUUUGCUCAGGUCCAGUGUCACACUCUAACCGGGUACUGCUGGUGUGCCACCAGCGACGGGAAGCCUGUGGGCGGCUCCUCUGUGCGGAACAGGACACCUGUCUGUUCAGGAAACACCCGUGAAAAUAUGGGAACUCAUGCGGGGACGAGUGGACUGUCAGGGUCAGUAACCGAUAAACCAGCGGGGCCGCCAAACUCCGGUCGAAAAGUCUCUUUCCGUUUCUUUCUCACUCUGAACCCAGACGAUGGCUCCAAGCCCACCCCCACCAUGGAGACCCACACCCCCCCCGAGGGCGACGAGAUCACGCCUCCAACGCUGUGGGAGAAGCAUUUCACGAAGAAGGAACAGCGGCAGAACAACUCCACCUCCAGGAAGCAAGAUAAAGUUCCGUCCUGUGACCAGGAGCGGCAGAGCGCUCUGAGCGAGGCUCGGCAGUUCUCCGAGCAGGACGUCUUCAUCCCGGACUGCGGUUCCGGAGGCCUCUACAGACCGGUGCAGUGCCACCAGUCCACCGGCUACUGCUGGUGUGUUCAGGAGGAGACGGGACGGCCCAUUCCCGGCAGCUCCACCAGGUACAGGACGCCCGACUGCGACGGAGCGCGGGUCACCGAGAACCCCUUCGCCGCGUCGGACCUGCCAGGCUGCCCAGAGGGGAGGAAAGUGGAAUUCAUUACCAGCUUGUUAGAUGCCCUCACCACAGACAUGGUGCAGGCCAUGAACUCACCAGCCCCCUCUGGUGGAGGGAGGUUCGUGGAGCCCGACCCCAGCCACACCCUGGAGGAGCGGGUGGUCCAGUGGUACUUCUCCCAGCUGGAUAACAACGGCAGUCACGACGUCAACAAGAAGGAGCUCAAGCCGUUCAAGCGCUACCUGAAGAAGAAGGCCAAGCCCAAGAGGUGCGCCCGCAAGUUCACCGACUACUGCGACCGCAACAAGGACCGCGCCAUCUCGCUGCCGGAGCUGAAGGGCUGCCUGGGCGUCGGGAAGGAGGGAAGCUCCACCACGGCCAGCGACAAAGGCGCCCGGCAGGGGACCAACGUCUUCAUAGGUCGCCUGGUGUGAAGGACGGAGAAGUUCUGGACACCGGGACGGCGACCUUCGCUCUCCGGGACGGCGACCUUCGCUCGCUGGAAGGAGAACAACCGAAAAAAACGAAGCGGCACCAAAAUAUUUGCACUUUUUCCUCCCUGUGUUUGACGUUUGAUCUGUUUUUGUGUUUUUCUUCUGUGACUGAAAACUUUUCUGUAAAAAUCACCACUGGAGCAUUUUUACCCACAAUUCUCUGCGUGUCCAGUCAGUCUGCUGGGACGUUUUUCUGUAUGAAACAGACGAAAAAAAAACACUUUUAUCAGGAUGAAGCAACGUUAGAAAUACCCAACAUGCAUUUCUCCUACAACCAAACAAAUAAAGUUACGUCCAAAUCUGCACAUUUGUUUAAAUUAACGCUAAAAGUUGCAAAUAAAAUCUGAUCCGAAUUUUGGAUCUCCAGCUAUUAUGAUACAAUUUAAUUUUUUUACUUAUAACUGCACCGGUAAAGUUGACCAGGAGCCCGACGGAGGUGAAACGCUGAACCGCACAAUGUUGUUCGUCAAAUGACCACUAGGAGGCGUUUCACUCAAUCAGUCCAAAACCCAACAGAAAAAGCACGUUUUAAGUCUGGUUUCAGAAGUUGUUUCAACCUCUGUGGUUGAAGAGAAUAAAUAGAAGAUUUAGACGACAGAGAUUUGUUUUUCUUUACGAUCAGAAGGCGCACAAAUGGGCGUGGCCUCUUUACUCCCUCUAGGUCUAACAGCCGUCACUCAUUUUUCUGCAUCAUUCCUCAUGUGUGGUUAGAUGAAGGCCGUUUCAGACGUUUCAUUCCUCCAGCCGACUGACAAAGGAGAACCAACUCUAACCAGGCUAAUGCUAAUGCUAAUGCUAAAUUUGGAGUAGAUGAAGGAUCCAAUGGACAGGAAACCUUCCAAAUCCACACGAAUCUUCUACACCUGAACAGAUUCACCUCUAGAUCCUAAAUACGUGAAAACCGUCUGUGAAUGUUUGUGACCGACACAAACUAAAUACUUCGUAAACCCUCAGAAAAAUGUGAUUUCUGCUUCCACAAAGACUCACUUUGAUCAUCUUUUGAUUCAUUUCAAGGCGUCUUUUAUGUUGUUUUCUAGGACUUAGUUUCUGCAGAGCAGCAGGAGUUCAUUAGAAAUUCACCUCUGAGUUGUGGGCGGGAUGUUCGGUGCCCCGCCCCCUGAGAGCUCUCUGUUCACUCUCUCCCUCUAGCUUACAGCCUAACGAGACCACUGCAACAACACCGUUUCUCUCCAGUUUAGAUCCAGAUUCCAGCUCAGACGAGGAAAACGUGAAUCUGUUCGUCUGCAGGUGGAUACAGCAGAAUGGGGCGGAGCAGGGAGCUUGUGGCCCCGCCCAGCGUCUUUUCUAUGUCACAAAUACGAUUCUUUUCAAACGGCACAAGAACAUGUUAGAAACACCGUUUUAUCCCAGUUUUUCUUUAAAGUCCUGAACAGUCCAGUUCUCCAGAUGAUUUUGGAACUCCGUGUUUUUCUAACAGCCAAUCAGCUUUCAGGACCGUCAGACCACCGAGGGUCUGACUGACUGAAGCAGGCCGGUUGGUUGGAGGAUUCUGGGCUGAGCUCGUCUGACUUCAGCUCCAUUUUUUGAUGCAAAGGAACCUUCUGAAACCAGAUCUUAUCUCCACCAAAUUCUGGCUUCACCAGAACUUUGAGAACUUUAUAAAACUGAAAAAAGGUGAGAAUCUGGUGGCGAUAGCUGAAGCGAACGUUUUCAGUGACACGUUUAGGAUCUUCCUUCCUCCCAGUUUAAAUCUGUAUCAAAUAAUAAUCCUCUGAAUGAUUCUGUUAAGCUGUAACUUCUCAUAGCAGUGAGGUGAUUCCCCGUGGAUCCAGAUGCCAAACGUUGAACACCAGAACCGCAUCGGCGGGUCUUCAGCUUCAGCAAACAGCGGUUUGGUUAGCGGUCCUCCACUGUGCCUUAACGCUCCAAACUUUAACCGUCGGAUGAUCUGAUCUGACUUCAUCCAACACGCAGAUGGACGUUUUCUGAAUAUAAACCGGAACCGUAGCAUCUUUACAAAAAGAGGCGGAGCUUAACGCAGGAUUUUGUAGAUAAGCUACAAAAUAAAAGUUAGUUCUUUAUUGUAAGUUGUAGUUUGGCUGCAGACAGAAACCAAAAAAAAGAAAAACCUUAAACCAGAGACUGAAGACUGAACAACUUUUAAUCUGAUCUGAUCUGAUCAAACUGUAUGCAAAGAAAAUCUGAGGCCUGAAAUGCUUCAGUGAAACAAUCGUAUAUAAACUGUUGAUGUUUGAAUGUUUUUGAAUCACUGCAGAAGUUUGGAACUAAAAGUCUUCUCGUGUAAAUAUGUCUCUAGUUCUCCUGUAGCUUCUGUUGGACUGAAGGUUGAUGUGAGUCUGUAAAAAGAUCUUCUCUAGAUCCUCGUGGAUCCGACCGGAUCACCUUCUCUGGUUGUGGUGCUCCACUCAAUCCAGUCUUUAUUCGGGUUCGGUGGACUUUCCUGCUUCAGGACCGCUUUGGUGGAGAUCUAUAUCUGGAUCAGAUCUAGAUUCGGAUUGGAUCUCGAUCUUGAACAGUUCUAGGUCUGGAUCAGAUCUGGAUUAUCUCCGUAUCUGGAUCAGCUCUGGUUCUGGAUUGGCUUUGGAUCUGGAUCUGAUCUUGAUCUGGAUCAUCUUCCAAAACUGAUGCUGAAGAUGUCAGAACAGACCAGUAGCAGACGGAGGCGGAGCAUCAACGGGGAGGGGCUUCAGCUCCGUCCUGCAUUUCAUUAAAAUUCUGUUUUUUAAAGUGUAUUUGAUGGAAAACGAAUGAAAUAAACUAGACAGUGAAAAGGAAA